Rhipicephalus microplus (southern cattle tick) is the source of this 11588-nucleotide messenger RNA. Its product is annotated as protein LTO1 homolog. NCBI's taxonomy places the organism in Eukaryota, Metazoa, Arthropoda, Arachnida, Ixodida, Ixodidae. The record is from RefSeq and is a predicted model, not a curated record.
GUUUUAGUGUUGGUGUUCGGCAGAACACGCUCACUGAUUUCCAACCAGUAACUAGCUUUUAUUGUCAGCCUAAGUGUUGGGAAAGCAUCUCCCAACUAAACAGUUUCUUUACGCCUCAAGAUAACCGCUGUUUGACUGCGCGAAAGUGGGCAUUGUAAAGAAAAAAAUGCAUCUAAAUAUUUACGUCCCUGUGAAUUUUUAUUCGGAAGAACGCGGGGUUUGUUUUGCGUUGAACGUGUCUUAGUUUAAGUAGAAAACAGUGUUUGUAGGACGUGUUUCGUUUCGGGAAUCGAUUGUGUCAACACAAGCUCAGUUUUGGAUGAUCGGGUUGAGGCAGGUUUAAUCGCGAGAUGAACCGCAGGACUCGCAUUUCGAUUCAGCGUUGUUCUCUUGGUGUUGCGUUGCUUGUUUUUUGUCACCAGGCGUUCCUUCCACUCCUAGCGACUUGCUGCGUGUGAUGUGAAGUUGAGAGUGAAUCUGAAUGUGUGCUCAACGCUAAAGAGUUUUAGCGGAUUGCAACCGAAACUCGUUACUACGGUUUGCAUCUGGCACGUUGUCUUUGACUCAAAUUGGCUUGGAAAGUCUGGUCUCCUAGACUUCUCGAGAUGGAAUUUCAAAGGGGUCGACACCCUAAACCGAAACAGAGCUAUUCGGAAGAAGGGCCUCCCGUCGACGCAAGGCCUAGGGUUUACCCCAAACCCAGGCAUAGCAACUCCGAGGAAGGGCCGGCACCUGGCGAUCAGAGAUAUCGGCAGAUGGGCUUUACUCGCGGUUUCAGCCUUGGAGAGGAAGUUGGAUGGAGAGAUGGCUACCAACUCGGAUUACAGCGAGGAGCACAAAUUGCUACUGAGCUCGGAUUUUAUCAAGGUUUCGUACAUGCAUGGAUAACAGUCUUGGAACGUGAAGAAAUCGCAAAGCAGAGGAAAAUGGUGGCCCUGAAAGCGCUUCUCGAAAUGACGAAGAACUUUCCCCAGGUCAACAUCGCAGACGAAGACAUGUUUGAAAAACUGCACAAGAUCCGAGCGAAGUUCAAGCAGGUUGUGGCAAUAUUGAACAUCAACACGCAAGAGACAGAACUCCAUCCCGAGGGAGAGCCAUCGUCUCCGCGACCCGAGAUGUCCUUCUGAUGACCUUCGAUUUCCGGGGUGCCCACCGACGAUGUGGGCAGCAGCAACCCCGAGCCCGAGACUGCGGUGGCAAUAGCGUCGACUCCGGCGUCAUCCCCGACGGCAACCGCACCUGCCGUCACGGCUAUUGUCGCGUCACCGCACCCCAAUGCUCAAAGAGUGACCCCGAUUCCCGUCCGGCCCCAGCGCCGGCGGUUUUCGGCUCCGGCUUCGUCUAGUUCGACGCAGCAGUGCUGCGUGCUGUGAGAACCGACGCCCUCUGCCGGAUGAAUUCGCUGCCACAACUUGCCAGGGACGUGGCAGCUCUUUCUCUGGAGGGGUUUCCUCACAGAUUGGAUCAAAAUUAUUGAGCCAGCACUUUGUUGACGGAACAAGUUAGCUAAUUUCGUGGCGGGAUUGACAGUCUUCAUGAAGACUAUAUACUGUAGCAACAGCCUGCUACAACCUGGUGUGCCGAAGUUUGAACCAUAAAAUGAAGUCAUUCUAGCUGGCCUCAUGACCUUGACUUCAGUCAUAAAGGGUAUUAUUCUCUAGUGAGAGGAGAUCUACUGCUUAAUCUUUUUGUUAAAAAUUUUCUACCGAGGCAGUAGGUAUUAGGGAAAAAUAAAUGAAUCUGUCAGAUAAAUAAAUGAAUCUGUCAGAGCACAAUAUGGAUACAUCUUCGCAAGUAUCAGCCAUGCAGGUUUUCGUUAACUAUCAGCUGGAACGACAACAUUGACAAUUACUCGGAGUCUGCUGUACUUAUAAUGCGCAAAAAUGGUUUCGGUAUGCGUUUAGAAAUGGUUCAAGUAUCGAACACAUCAAGAAUGCAUCGCUUUACAUAGAUGCAACUGAUGUGUGGUCGGCAUUAUCUGUUUUAACACUCUGUUUUAGUGUGCCACUAUCGGCUGUUUUGCCAUGCUUUUAAGUGUAUUGGUGACAAGAUUGGCAUUAUCUGCAACAUCAUCACAUCAAAACUGGAGAAUAAGUCGAGGCAAGCGGCAUUGCUCACUUGUUACUGCGCCCGACCGACCAAGCCGCUGCUACCGUUUUUAUUGCCUGUUUCUCGCGGCCAGGAUACGAACCUAAGGUGGGCUGAAGUCUGGUUAUAGGUCACUCUCUUGCUCAUUCCAGUCAUGAUUCUGCUUGAUGCGGGUAACUUCACUGAUGCCACCUGCCCUACUGAAAUGUUUUGUAUGCAUUCCAACAGUUUCUUGGGUUGUCUGCAAAAAUUUUACGGAAAUUCGAUGGUACUAAUGCAGAAUUUGCAUGUACUCCAAAAAUUAUAUGGAGCUGAAUUGCUGGGAUUCGAAUGGCAUAUGAAACUUUUUAGUAGGUGCGCACGCCUAAGGUCCAUGCUGGACUCCAAGGGAACACUGCCACAGAACCAACGUUUACCGCACAGUUCCCUACACUUUGGCGCCUCCUUCUUGUAUCUUUAUACAACAGGUGCACGUGUGUGCGUCUCUCGUCAGUUCUGGCAUUGAAACUGUGAAGAACUGAAUUUUUGUUUUUCUUACAUGCCCCACAGUACUCUGUGAGCCAAGUUUCACUGCCCAGUGGGUUUGUGGCAGCUGAAGUAGCUACUACGUACAUGUACAAACAUUUUACACUUGGUGUUACUGAAUGGCUUCGAGAGUGCGUACCACAGAGAAGCUCCAGACUUGCUUUGUAACAGACGUAGGCCUGGGUGCAUCUGGGCUGAUAAAUGUAACCAGCUUGUUGCUUAAAACCUCUCUCAAACUGUGGCUGGUAAAGCAAUGUUAUAGUAAUGGCCUGAAAGUGCGUAUGGUGCCGGUGUGACAGAGAAGCAGUUAUUCUAAUCUUCUGAGUGGAGAUUUUCUGCAUCACCAUUUUUCCAAACCUCUUGCUUAUUGCUGAGAGCGUACAGACUGUCAUUGGGCUCUCUGAAUCUUGUCAUGAGAGGCUUUAAGAGCGAUGUCGAUGUAUGGCAAAUGCAACAGAUUUUACAGCUUCAGCACCGUGGUCUGAAUUACAUGAGAGCCUGCGAGCGUUUUUCAGCAAAGACAAUUGUGUGCAAACACGCAACACAUGCGCUAAACGUUUCCUGCUCGAUAACGCAUUACUUGUUUUUUUAAGCCUUGUUAUAAUGUAUAACAGGUACUGAAGUUUGGGACUGGAUAAAAUUUUCAUGUUCUAAUUUCGGCUUAAUCGGUGACCAUAUAUUUCACUCGGAAAUCAUUUAAGUCAGCACUAAGGAAGGACAGUCUUCCUGAAAAAUUUCCAGGUCGAGACUUAUUCUGGGGACUAUCCAGCAAACUUAAAUAUUUAUGAGCUUUAAAAACAAGCAGCUUCACGUCCGAGAUUUCGUCAAGUGCUGGGGUUUCAACACAAGCCUUUCACUGCUCAACCAUUUGGUUGAGCAUUUGGUGGUUGUGCAAUCACUGGCUCUGCAAAUUCUGAAACGAACAGUUGAGCUUGUGAGAUUUAUUAUGCAGUAAAAAUGCUUGAUGUUGCACAAAUGCAGAAUCAUUGUGCUGCUGUUGUGCUUUUUAGUUGUUUUUUUUUUCUUUUGAAUCUUCCACCACCUCUUCAUCACUCCCCUACAUGGUUCUCGUGUCAUGCAAUUAAAGAUUUCAGCCUGCCAUUAUCAUUUACCAGGCGCACUUGUUAAUUCACUCACAGUCUUGGUCUAAAACUAAUCUGUGAGGCUCAAAGCUCUUGUGCGUGUUGAAUAUUUUUUUAAUUCUUUAAGCUGAGACGCUUUGACAAUUGCUUGGCUGGACGCCAACUGGCGCGCUCGACAUUAGCCAUGUUGCAGUUACGAUUGGCUCUCAGCUAAUCACGGCUCAUUUCAUCCGAUGUAACUUUAACUUCAUGAGUGGUUAUAACAUGCACCAGUUGAAGCCCGCUUGCACGCAGUUAUGUAUGUCAGCAGUUAUGCUCCAGCUAUGAACCGUUCAGCCAUUGCACGCUUUAUGUAAUGCAAGGUGGACCACUCGGAGGUAGCCCCAACAUUGUAGAUCUCAUCGCUUCAAAGAUUGGAGGAUUCCGCCUAAACUUUCAAUGCCUUGCCCUGUACAAGAACACAGAAAUAAGUAAGACUCUGGUCUACCAACCAGAGUCGGCGGAGAGUCACAAUGGCUAACGCCACUGGGGAAGCCAAGGAAAGUUUAACACUCAUGAAGUACACAUGGCUUGGACAUUCAUUCAAGGAACCUGUGUACGGCAUAAUUAAAAAAUCAAACACUUUGAGCACCUGGACGGAAAACCUAGUGCGCUUUGAUGAUGGUGAGCUAGCUUGAUUAUACAGUAUAGAGAUAAACAUUCACUGAGGUGAGCUGAAAUCAUAUUCACAGUGGUAGCCUAAAAUAUUGCAAUUAUUUCAAAUGAGUGAGUUAAGAAGUGGAAAAAGAUACAAAAAUCAGCCGAGAGAACAAAUUUUCACAAUGAACAGAAUGCAUCAAUCUUUUUGACAGUGUAAAAAUUUUUUACCUUUGGAGUUCUAGUGUUGUCCUUCAUUAUUUACUAAAUUCUGGAGCUUCCGCUUUACAAUCGCUACAAUCAUAGCCCAAAAAUGGCAUCAUCAUUUUCUGAGUGCUAACGCGAAAUCGCCAGUUUAUUUGUGCCUGGCUUCACGCCCUGUACAAGGAAGCCUCGAUUCAACAAGGUCAUAGAGCACACGAAAAGAGCUUAUUUAUUUUUAUGUUAGUGUGAACACAUAUCUGUUAAAUUAUCGCAUUGGUGAAACAACUACUGUUUUUUUUUAUGGGGAAAAUUCUUAAAGUAUUUCAUUGUUGCUGUUAUAUUCGUCAUAGACAAUAAUUCGUUAGAAAAGCUUAUUUGUAUUGACUGUUUGUUCUAUUUAGUUGAGGCUGUAUUGACAACCUUGGAGGCUAUCUUUGAAUGGUACACCCUGUGCACAGUCAGUACUUGUCCAGUACUGAUUCUUCGAGGCUAGCUUUGAAUGUUACGCCCAAUACACUGCUAAAUGCAGCACAAUGACGAGCUUUGGUGGUCCGCACUGAGAGGCAAAUUGCGUGCAUCAAUGGCCUGCCUCUGCUUUGAAGCGUUGCAAUGUUUAUUUUGUCCAGCCUGCAUGCACCUUGUUCACGUGGCAGUUGCCACUGCACUGUUUUAUCUCUCUGCACACUAUUUCUGAUGAUGUGCUCAGUCGAGCUGGUUGUACUGUAUUGCUGUUUCACACUCUUUUGCGUGCACUGUGGUGAGGUUGUUUGUGGUCUUGUGUUGGUGUUUCACUUCUUGCGAAGAGGGUUCGGUUCUUCCAGAGGGGUGUUUGAACAUGUUGUACUAGAAAUGAUGUAGCGUUCUCCCGUAUGUAACUAUGUUUUCCUAUCAAGUUGUGAUGAUUGUCAUUAAGACAAGAACUUUUAUAUAACUCCAGUGAAUUUGGGUGGGAUGGACGGCAUCUUUCUGCAAAAGACAUUUGUCCUUUAGAUGACUUACGUAAAUGUCACUGCUUUUUCUCAUGUUGAUGCAUUUCUGACAAGUUAUCACUUAUUUUGUACAUGCAAGAAAAGGUUGCAAGGAUCAUAGUGUGACUGAAUUUCGAUUAUCUCUCUGUAGAACAGAUGAAUUUUCUGGCUCGUUUUUAUACUUUGUGUCUACAUAUGUAGUUUACAAUCAACUCUUUCUACUCUGUCCUUAAAUCGAGGGAAGAUACAAAGGAUUUCAAAUUAAGUUGCUUUUCUGAUGUACUACCGGUGUCAAAUGAUUCGCGAACAGCGGCAAGCCUUAGUUGCGGUGUAGUGUGCGCACAUCAGUGCUGAUGACUGGAGUGCACGCACAUCCACUCAGACUGCAGUAUGCAUAUGUGUGCCUGUCCGCGAUGGGGACUGGAUGGCGCGCACUAUGCUAUUACAAAUGCUUGUCACUGUUCGGGAUUCAUUUGAUGCAGAUAGUACAAUGGAACUUAAACAGAUGAACUGAUGUACAGAAUGCCAGUACUUGAAGGCAGUUUAUAUUAUCGCUGUGUAAAAGUUUCAGCAUAUUACGAUUUGACACUAGAUACUGUUAAAAUUGAUUUCAGUUCAGUAGUACAAUGAAAUAGCAGCCUUUUCAUUGUGUUUGCGCAUUCAAUAUAGAGCUGCUGCGCCGCUUAGCUCAUGACCUGUUUACUGCAAUAGGACAGAAAUGGGAAGAUUUUCAAGCACCUAAAUCGCAAACGAGAAUGAAAAUUAUCCUGGGCACCCCACCAUGCUUUGCCUCAUUGUUGACCGUGGUUUUGACAGCUGAGAAUGUAAUUAUGCUUUUUAGGACACUUUCAUUUGAAUAUUGGCCAUAAUGCAGAUUGGUUGUUUAUUCUUUUCCUUUCAUAUCUUAAGUUUCUGUCAGUGAGCUAUGGAGCAAAAUGUCAAUCUUUUAGGUUAUUCAUGAUGUCUUUAGUUUUUCUCUGUGAGCUUUGGAGCGAAAUCUCAAACUCUUAAGUUAUUGUUGAUGUAAACCAUGUCACGUACACGUUGUUGCAUUUACGACAAGUUUCGUCUACUUGAGCAAUGUCUCAUUCGCCUUGCUCAGGCAUGAGUACAAUCUGUGGGAUCAUGGCUCUUGUGUAUCAUUUUUGCAACAGUUCACACAUUUCUCUGGAAAAACUGAAUCCCUCGUGUGUCUCUUUCUUGGUGACCGUGGUCUCGACUGCAUCUUUUUCUGCACCAUUGGUGCCACCUGCCGCGGUGACGACGACUCCCCGCCAACACUGCGCCGUGUGGGAAGCUGUAGGUGACAAAACGAGUGUUGUCAACUUCACUGCCACAUUCCAGAUUAGAUUGGUGGUGUCUAAUGCCAGUACAAAAAAGAAAUGCACGUGCUGCGAUGCAUUUAUAUGCUUUUGUAAGAAUGUGCAACUUAUACUGCCAUAUGUGUGCACGGCAAACAGUUUAAGUUUACCCAUGUAUUUGACAUUCCACUGAUGCAUAAGUGAAUGAUGCCACGAACAUCCGUAUUUUAAUGCUGAAAAUGUAUUAUCGUGUUGGUACUUAUUAUCUAUAUCACACAGCUUCAUUUGAAGAAGUACUAGCAUGAAACUUUCUAUUUAAUUAAUCACAUAAAUCAAGUUAUAUAGUUCUUACAAAAAAUCGUUUGAGGCUCAGUAUUACAGGUGGAGUAAGCCACACACGGGCAAGCGCCUCUCUGGGUCCCGCUUUGUCUGUGUGUUGUUCGUACCUCUAACCGCUUCUCGGUGGGAUCGAGUUGAACUAGCCAAAGACCAGAAGUUACUAAUAAAUGCAUUAUUCUCUACUGAUAUCGGGACAACCGUUGAAGAACUCCUAAAUUUAUUUUAAUGCUUUCGGUGAACGAGUCUUAGUUUUCACAUGUAGCGGGAUGUUGGUGGGUCAGUAUUUCUUGAAACAAUGAGUACCUUCAUUAUGGCAUCUUCUGUUGCUGCUGCUAAAAACAGUGAAAAGAAACAUUCACAAUACAUCUUCUUUAUUAUUCCGUGAACAAUUUCAUCAAAACUCACCCUAUUUCCAGGCUGUGUUGACUUUUUUGGUGCCAUGUGAUGACUUCGCAAUAAGGCAAUUAACACCAGCUCUUGCAUUUCUGGGUUGGUGUCAGUGUGAAGCUUAAAUACCUCAUCAGUUGGAAAACUCGCACGCUAUUUUCUACAACUUCAAAAGUAAAGCUUUAGUGCUGCUUAAAAAUGCACGAUCAGGAUUUCAAUGGAACCUGCAACAAAGAUCUUGUUCUUUAGUUUCUGUAUAUUAAUUACAGUAUCUGGCUUGUUAGUAUUACAAGUGCUACUUCCUAAAGUUUACAUAUAUGCCGCUGUUAAGGCUUGUGAGCCCGUGUCACAUAAUGAGCCAAUUUGAAGUUGCAGAGUGUCGAUCGUUCUUUGGAAGCACUGAAUUUAGUUGAAUGGGUUCCAGAAAAUUAAUCUAGUUUUUGCACUGUCUUUUUGAUCAAAAGCUGUUAUGGAACAGUUAUCCAUGCAGCCAGGUGGUGGUAUCGGUUGACUUUUCAAGAGAUGGCAAUGUUGCACUGAACUGGAAUUAGUUCCAAUUGUUUUGUGCAUGUAUGCGUGUGCACUCUCUGUGCAAGAACUGUUGAGUGCAUCUGAGGUGUAGCUUGGAAGGAAUUUUUAUUAGCUAAGUAAGAUGUCAGCAAUUUGUCAAAUUUUAUGAGCAGUUGUGCCAUACUACCAUUGAAUUAGAAAAAUAACACUGAAGUUUAUACAGCAUUUGCUGUGAAUAUUUUGUUGCUGUAUAGGUAUUAGUUUUGAAAAAGUCUCAUCCUUUCUUACUUGGAAUCCUUACAAAUGAAAGUUUCAUAAGAUAUUAGACUAUAGCAUGCAUUUUAGUUAUACUAUUAGAAAAAUAGAAGCAAUGAUGAACACAUACAUUUUUUUAGUCAGAUCAGUCUGCUGUUAAUAUGAAUGAGGAGUAUUUCUAGUAUUAUUUUAUUUUUCUCUGAAGCUCGAAAACCAUUUUUAUUGAAUGGUCAUGCAUUUUUUUAUACAUUUAAUUUAAGUGUCGAAUGGCUAUAGCAGUGCUAGUGUUGAAUUUUUUUAGGAAAUGAGGACUUCUCACUUCAUAUGAUAACGGUAAAUUUAGUGGUGCAAGGCUAAAUUCUGGGACUUGCGUCUUAUAGUAGCUAGAUUGAUAACCACACAAUGGUUGGACUUGUUAAUGUGACGUAUGGCUCCUGAAAAGCUGUAGCAUUGGCCAGUUUUAAUACUGCAUACAUUGUGUCUGUGACUGUGUUUUCAUGGACUCAGUGUGCACAGUACUAAAACUUGCCGUUGUCAGUAUUAGAGUUGCACAGUGUGUCUAUGUACGUGCAGUCUCAACUGUAGGCUUGUUGGAACGAGCUUCGUUCAAAUCCUGGAUCGCAAUCUUUCAUGUGUGGUGUCCCUGAUAGGUAGUGCGUACUUUUCCAAGCCAUACCUCCCGAGCCUUACGACGGCCUACUUGUUUUUUCACAAAACAGGAAGAGAAUAAGAGAAACAUUAUGCUAUGGCAUAUUUCAAAAAGAGAAGAAGAUGUGAUAAAAGACAUUUCUGCUUGCUCAAAUUCAGCCUUUUGCCUCGUCUCGCAUACGUUUGGCGUUGCUAGCGAAUAUUUUAAGUUUGUUCUUGACAUGAGCAUUUCCGUAUAUUGCCAUAUAGAACUGUUGUUGCUGUUGAUAGAGAGUGUGUAGCUCUAAAGCGUCCAGAACGUGCUUUGCUAUUCUUUUCCUUGAUAAUCUAGACAUGGUUAUAGUUUUGUAGAUGUAGCGAUGGCCUCAAAGCAGCUUUUUUAGGUCUUAUUGGUGGUGUAAGAGUCAUACUGUUCCAAAUUACUUUAGUAACUAGUCAUUGAUCUGAAAGAGCACUGAGCAAAAUUUUCAACUCAAGAUUCUGUGUACAAUGAAAGGCUCUGUAAAGACUAGUUUAUGUGUUUCAGCGUCAUUGCUGUUCACAAUACAAGCGCCAUUAGCCCUGCAAGCAUUUCACUACAGCCUUCGGCUACGUGGUUAUGAUGUAGUUUAGUAAUGCAUUCACUUCAAGUUGUUGAUUAUAUUUCACGCUGCGGAUAUUACUGAAGAAAUAUGGGCUACAAGGUGACGCAACGCAAAAACUGCACAGCUCCUAUUUCAUUGGUCAUCCUUCCUCGGUGCUGUUCACAGCGUGGAUGUACAGCUUGUCCUGUAAACACUUCAUGGCGUUCGGCUUUGUCGAAAGAGUGAAUGGGCAGAAAUCUAACCAUCAUUACUUUUGUAGCUGGAGCUUUUGUUUUCUCACAAAAUUAUCUCAACUGAUAAGAAUUUAAGACUGGAUCACCACCAUCCUGAAAAGUCACUGCAUAACGCUUUAAAAGGGAUACUGAACAAAACUUUUGCUGCUUGGAUUUUAAAUCCACCUAAAAGCUUGGGUUGACAGCCUUAUUUUCAGGCUGAAAGUGGCGCAUCUAGUGGCGGUGCUGUAAGCUAGAAGCGGUGAUGUGUAACUCAUUCGAAACGGACGUGUGAAGCAUGCCAGCCAGCUCCCGCGUCUCUGAACCGCUUCGCUCCCACUGGGGUCGCAAGGAGUUGGUAUGAACGGCACCGGCAUUGAACAGUGCUGCUGGGUGGGGCACGUCUCUGCUCCUUUGUGGGAGGGGGAGAGUUGCAUUUAAAGUAAAGAUGGAGAAAGGAAAGCAACUAGCAGGGACAAGAAAGCGCGCACCUGCCUUCCCCUUACGGCAUGCUCGAUGUCACAACCGUCGACGCACAGCUCUGCGCAUGCAUGCAGCUCCCGCCAGCUCACAAUCCUGAAAUGAUGCAGCCGACUGAUCAAAAUCCGCAAAAUGAACUGUGUUGUUCCGAAUAGUCACGCCUUCCAAUAGAAAUUGAUGUCUUUUCUGCUGACAUUUUUUGUUCGGUAUCCCUUGAAAGAACGUUUGCAAGCAAAGUGUAGAUCGACUAGCUUUUGUCGCAAGAUUCGGGGUUCGGGUAGCAAAGCCCAGUUCUGGACGCGGGUUUAUUAUGGCCGAAUUGGAGCUGGUCUGCGAACAAUUCUGAGUGCCAAAGAGCGUGCCACAAUGAGGUUUUUGCGUACUGUUCUCUGCACAGAUUGGUGUCUGACAAUGCCUCAAAGUGUAGCCUGUGAAAAAGAAAAAAUGCCAAACAAAACGCGGCUAUGUAGUUCAUCGAGUCUUGUAUGGCGUCGUUGGCAGCUCUUUAUAUAUGCUCCAUUUGAAAGACGGUAUACUCCAAACCAUUUCUAUACUCCGCACGUUUUUCUCACAACAGCCAAAGAAAGGGUACUGCAUUGUAUAUGUGGCAUACAUGUUGACUUUUACAUUGUAAGGCUCUGCACAUUUACAAGUUGUCUGCUGUUAAAAAAAAAAUUGUGCUCAUAAUGCUGUACCUUAUUGUUUUGUAUUAUUACGACUGUGUAUUGAAAUCACAUUGUGCAAUGUGUUUAUCUUGAAAGAGAAUCCUUGAAACAUGUCUUUGUUGGCAUUACUAAUAUGAUGCCCAGGUAUCAUGGCUUGCACAUGUCUAGCAGCCAUAUGAAAGCUGCAACUGGUCAGGUAGAGAUUGCGAUGGAAGUUUUUUUGUGCGUAGAAGAAGAAAGGUUAUAUAACGCCGCAUUUCUUCACGGCCCCUAUGGCCAUACGCCUGUGGUACAAAAGGAUUACCCCGCUUUUGCUCACACACUUGUGGGGCUGCGUACAUAAAAUCGCUGACACUCGACACACAGUUAGUAACAGAGAAUCCUUGUACUUUGAGGGAAAAACCUUGUACUUUGACGGAGCCACAAUAAGAGCGAUCACUCUCUAUAAUAAUAUUCUUACUCCAGUUCUUGAUAAAAAUGAUGAAGCAGAGUUCACGUUCAUAUCAAUGCGGCGCUGCUAGACAUUUCAAGCUUGCGUGCUUACCAUGUGCCAGGGUAUUGUUAUUGUUCGUAUUAUUUGAAAUUAUAUUUAUGUGCAAAGUUUUUCUUUGUUUUGUACCAUAUGUACGAGGAGCAAAAUUGCCAAAAGGUAUACAGCAUCCUGAAUUGUGUAAUAAAAUUAUUUCAAGAUUGCCGCAAAAAAA